Strongylocentrotus purpuratus (purple sea urchin) is the source of this 945-nucleotide messenger RNA. Its product is annotated as CUB and zona pellucida-like domain-containing protein 1. The record is from RefSeq and is a predicted model, not a curated record. The transcript is spliced from 5 exons. Lineage: Eukaryota; Metazoa; Echinodermata; Echinoidea; Camarodonta; Strongylocentrotidae. The coding region runs from base 1 to 945 and encodes 314 amino acids.
AUGGUCUUCAAGACGAUAAGGCAGAAUCAUAUGGUCCACUGUGUCAAACGCAGCAGACAAGUCAAGCAGCACCAUCAUUACUCCUUUCUGACUGCCAAUGAGGAUAACACAACCAUAACCUUCUCUAACGUUAUUACGUACGCCAAGCCUGGUUCGGAAGAUGGUACGGCAAUCACCCGUAAAUAUCACAUGCAGGUUCGGGACGAAUGUUGCCUCAAGAAAGAGGAAGUCAUCAGUGGGUCCUUCAGACCACAGCUUGGUGAGGUGUCCUUUAGCGACAAGGGCUCUGGUGACUUCAGUCUGAGACUCGAAAGGUUCCAGACAGAUGCUUUUGAUGAAAGUGAAUCCGAAACCACCUCCGUUGUCGGGAAAGGAGAUGACCUCUACUUUGGUGUGUAUCUUGAGUCGGUACCAGGCGUUGGUAUGUUUAUCGACAGCUGCUGGGCGACAACCACUCAAGACUCAGACGCAGAGCCACAUUACUCUCUAAUUUCUUCAGGUUGCCCGGAUGAUGAAACAGUUGCUAUCUAUCGUCUCCUUGGAUUGAAUCGAGAAGGCUUUUCUUUUAGUGCAUUUGCCUUUGUUGGAGAUUACACUGAGGUGUACAUUCACUGUUCAGUGAAGGUCUGUGGUGCCGCGAAGGCUCAAUCGUUUCGAGACGCAGGAUGCCCCUCAGAAUCUCCACCUCCCGACCGCAAACGUCGAUCUUCGUCCGUUAUGUCCACUCAGACCAUCAGUAAUGGUCCGAUUUACAUCCGUCGCUCAACCAGCGAUAUGGCUAUAGAUUUGUCUUCCUACAACCCUCUUGCCAUGCUCCUCCUUGGAAUGAUAGCAACAUUGGUUGCUAUGGUAAUCCUGAUGGGUGUGGUCAAGCUUGUUCGUAUCUCAUCCGAUAACAAUUACUAUCAGCGAGUUCCAAUUGCUGAAUCCAUGGAAGGAAUUUAG